Spirodela intermedia is the source of this 2440-nucleotide messenger RNA. The record is from the annotation of a GenBank genome assembly. NCBI's taxonomy places the organism in Eukaryota, Viridiplantae, Streptophyta, Magnoliopsida, Alismatales, Araceae.
AUGAAGCCCAUUUUCUGUGGCAACCUUGAGUAUGAUGCUCGUCAUUCAGAUCUUGAACGAGCUUUCAGCAGAUAUGGAAAGGUUGAUCGUGUAGAUUUGAAGUCAGGUUAGCCUAUUUGGUUUAUACGCGUAUUUAAUUCUGGUUAUGAUCUCCUUUUAUUUCGCCACUUGGAAUGCAACUACUGGUGUUUUUUUUUUGCCACUUAUACUGUAAUUCCAACCUUCAAUUAUCGUUUAAAUUUUGUUGUUAUCGUCAUUAUUUUCUUGGGUAGUCAUGCUGUGAUGACAACAACCCGAGCCUGAGCCUGUUAUCUUGCCAUCACGGAAGGCGAAAAUGGGCACGACUGAUCUAAAGACCCUGCGUUGGUUUUUUACUCAACAUCAUACGAUCGACAUCAGUUUGACUCGUGAUUAAUAUAUUAAGUUUUUUUGUAAAAUUCAAGACCGUCAUUUGCCAACCUUAUGUAUUAUAGACCGACAUCAGUAUUAUUGCGUGAUGUGUUGGUCUGGCAGGAUUUUGUUUAUGCUAUGCAGUGUUUGUUUGUUGAGCUCUUUAUCUUCUGCGGGUGUGAUAUCAUUUUAACUGCAUCAAUCUUCAUAGAACUUGUGCAACGAUUUCAUGGCAAUAUGGGGAGAUAGACGUUCUCUUGUGGAUUUCGACAGGGAUCAGGAUUCAGGAUUAAGUUUAACAAUGCAGCAUUUUUUUAGGGUGACCCUGUACUCAACCGUUUCUUUGGCGCAGGAUUUUUCGGAGCUUGCAUGCUCUUCCUGGCUGGUCUCUCUGCACAUUUCCUUUCCUGCCCGUGCACGAGCUCCAUUUCCUUGUGUGUCACAGAAGGGCUGACUUGAUCUGCAAUCCACAAUGGCAUGUGAUCCACAUGGAACUCCCCCCCCAAGACACCGUUGUCUUCCAUUUCUCACGUCCUUGGCCCAGCCUCAAAACUCAGACAUUUUCCAUGUCGAACUCACGGCCAGGCUGGAGAACAAUGGCGCGAGCUUCCUCUGUUUGAUGGCCAAACACGAGUCACCCUAUUGGAUAAUUGUUCCCUGACACCAUUUAGUCCUGGGCGGCAGGUCUGUUCCUGAUAGUUCUGAAUCCCUUUCGCUGAUGUGAUGGGUGUAAUUUUCUUUUUCUUUCUAAUUGAUCCAUGAGGGCUGGCUUAUGCUUUUGGGUCCUUCACGCGAGAGUUUCAUCAACUAGAUAGAGAGAUUUCCCCAGGAACUAAAGCUGACACCUUCCCUGCUGCUGCAUCGAACAGGGUUCGCUUUUGUAUACAUGGACGAUGAAAGAGACGCGGAGGAUGCCAUCCGCGGGCUAGACAGAACAGAGUUCGGCAGACAGGGUCGGCGGCUCCGGGUUGAGUGGACGAAGGUUUGACCUCCCACUGAAUCUCCCACGACCAGUCUUUUCCCUUCGUUUUAAUGCAAAAUAUUGUAUGUUUCUCGAUCUCGCAGCAAGAACGCGGUGGAAGGCGGUCUGGAAGCUCGAGGAGGAGCUCGUCCAGUGUGCGCCCUUCGAAGACGUUGUUUGUGAUUAACUUCGACCCGAUCAACACCCGGAGCCGGGACCUGGAGAGGCACUUCGACCCGUACGGGAAAAUCUCCAACAUAAGGAUCAGGAGAAACUUUGCCUUCAUUCAAUACGAGUCGCUGGAGGAUGCCACAAAGGCCUUGGAGGCGACAAACAUGAGGUCUGGAAAAUUCUUCUACGCCAUAUACCUUUACGUCGUCAUCUCUCCACUGAAUCUUGGGAGCUAGCCAUGGACGCACCCACAUUCUCCAAUCAUGCAAGCAAAACCCCCAUCAAUUCUAGAAAGAUUUCAAUCCCAUUCAAGACACCCAACGGUGGUCUCACCCCAAUUCGUUUAGAAUUAUUAGUUUCUUGUAAGAGGACCUGCGGGCUUUGCUUCCUCUCUGCUGCCUUUUUAUGCGCUUUUAAAUUUCAUGGAAUCAUCAUGCACACCACCCGAUGUGGAUAGGCUCUUGGGAAAUAAUAUGAAUCUGUUUUCAUUGGUUUCUUCUUUCUGAUUGCUUCUCGUCUGCUGCAGCAAGCUGAUGGACCGGGUCAUCUCGGUGGAGUACGCGAUCCGCGACGACGACGAGAAGAGGAACGGCGGCGGGUACAGCCCUGACCGGAGGGGCCGGGACUGGUCCCCCGACAGGAGCCGCGACCGGGGGCGAUCCCACAGCCCCUACGGCCGAGCCGAGCGGGCCAGUCCCGACUACGGCCGCGGCCCGAGCCCCUACUCCAAGCCCGAGCAGAGACGCAGCCCCAGCUACAGCCGAGGCGACAGCCCCGCCUACCAGAGAUCCCCAAGGUACUAACUAGGAUGAUCUUCUUCUUCUUCUUCUUCUUCUUCUCCUUCUUCUUCUUCACUAUCGUUCGUCUGUUGUUUUGGUGUGCAGCCGGUCCCCUGCGAGAGAGGAGAGAUCUCCCUAG